Messenger RNA from Peromyscus maniculatus bairdii (prairie deer mouse), 3848 nucleotides. NCBI's taxonomy places the organism in Eukaryota, Metazoa, Chordata, Mammalia, Rodentia, Cricetidae. The record is from RefSeq and is a predicted model, not a curated record.
GAGCCCCAGCCCCCACCCUUCUACUUUCAUGGUCGCAGGCUGCUUGCAUCUAAGCUUGACAGAAAUUACAGGGUGCAGAGAGGGAGGACCAGAGCUGCACGGGCCCUAAGGGACUCCAGGAGAGAUAUAGGAAAAGAUGGGAACUAGGAACCCGCCAGGCUGGAGCACAGAAAGGUCUGAAUUCACAGCCUAAGUGCCCAGGUUUUGCUAAUCCCUCCACAGGGUCCUCUGCGGGGCUGUACUGAGGACUCUGAUUCUCUUUACAGCCCCGGUCACACCUGUUGGUAGCCAGGAUUCAGGAAGGAACGAUGGCAAAGGCCAGUGCCCCCAUGUGCAAUGGUUCCCGAAAUCUGAACCUUUUGGUACUACUGAGCUGUCUGGAGUUCAUGCUGCCCACUGAUGCUGAUUCUCUUUGCUACAGCUUCACUGUGGGCAAGUCAGGGUCUGGACCAUGGUGGCACCAAGUCCAAGGCCAACUGAACACAGAAACUGUUAUUUACUGUGACAGUUCCAACACCUGUCAGGCCAAUGGCAUUCUGGGGAACAGAUUGAAGGCCACAAAGACCUGGGAAACACAGGCUGACACUCUGAGAGAUGGAGUUGACCUGUUCAAACAGCAAAUGGUUUACAUGAAGCAGGAGAACAAUACAAUCAGAGAGCCCCUCACUCUGCAGGCCAGGAUGUGUUGUGGGCAUGAAGUAGAUGGAGAGUUCAAUGGAUCCUGGGACUUUGACCUCAAUGGACACAAAAUGUUUCAUGUUGACUCAAUCACUGGAAAGUGGACUGAAGUUGAACCUGGAUCCAGAUGGAUGAAAGAGAUGUGGGAGAAUAACAGGGAUGUAACCAUCUUCUUAAAAAUGACCUCACGGGGGGACUGCAGGUCCUGGCUUGAGGAGAUCAAGCCACACUGGGAAGAAAAGCUGGAGCCUACAGACUCUCUGCUGCUUUUCAUCUCACCGGAUCUUUCUUCUUCCCUGCCUCCAUCCUCACAGCCUCUCCAAUUGCCCCAGAUGUGGACCAGGCUUCGUCCAUGGCCAUCAAGCCCAACAUCUCUGUCCUGCUGAUAAUCCUCCCCUACUCCAUUCUUCUGUGGUUUCUGAGGAGAAUCUGUGAUCAUGAAGGUACUGAGGGCAGUGUUGGGAGUGGGGUAAGGGACAGAAAGAAGGAAUGAGGAAGCAAGAGGGAAUUCCUGGAGUCCUGCUCUUGACCCUCAUUUAUAGCAUCUUAUUGAGAAAGGAGGAAGGAGAUCUGGAGUUCAUGUCACCUUCAAGCAACAGUUCCUGCAUGCUCAGCCUUGAAGGACAGGAAUCAUGUCACAGACCAGUUUGAAAUGAGGGGGGAACACAGCAGGUUCCUAAUCUGGAGGGUCCCAUGAUGCAGAUGUGGGGACAGCAGGAACACACACACACACACACACACACACACACACACACACACACACACACACACAGAAAAAAAAACAAAACAAAACAAAAACAAAAACAAAAAACCAAACAUGUUAGUUCAUAUGCAACUGGUAGGGCAACCUGUCCCUUCUUCUGCACAGACCCCAGGCAUUCCCACAGUGCACUUACAGACUUGCAGGCUCACACUCAUACACAGAAACUAGAAAUGAAUCAAACAGCAGCAGCAGCCUCCAGAACCCCUGGACCAAUGUCCCACUGGAGGCUGUGGGACUGAGCUGCUGCUGGAGUCUGCUGCUCCCAUCUGGGCUGCACAGAAAGACAAGGUAGGGCAGGGAGAGUCACACACACAGCUGUGAUACCACUCUCAGAUUUUGAGAGUUUCAGAAUGAAGGGGAAAAGAUCUCUGGGACCCCACUAAAGUCCUGGAUUACCAGGUCCAAAGGCCAUUGUAUUGUAUAGAGUUCCUCCCCCCUCCUCCAGCCCCUCCCAUCUGGACCAGAGUCAGGAAGCAGAGCCAGUCAUCACUUUAUUCUGAACUUCUUCAGGUCUGCAGCAGGGCCUGGGGCUGACUCUGGCCCAUGGGAAAGAAGGGAGGAAGACAGGAGAGGCUCCAGGGAUGCAGAGCCCAGGAGUGAUGGAGGAGGGAACUGGAUGACCCUCUGUGAGGGUGGCUGUCGGGUGGUGAUGACUGGUACUGGGCACCCAGGAGAAAUGAACCAGGCUGUCCUCAGACCUUCAAUGGACCUGUUCCCUUGCUGCAGGUUGAAGAUACUGCAGAGAAGGUUGCGAGAGUUCAUCUGUUGCAGCCACUCUCCCUCUCAUCGGCCUCAACCAGAUGAAUCAUGGUGCUGCUGACACAGUGUUUCAUGAUCUUUCACUCUCUGCUGCUCACUUGGGUCUUUCUUAUCACCUUGUACAAAUUCCUUGGUGCUUCCUGGUGGGAUUUGACCUUAACAUGGAAAUACUUGAACUAGAGAUCUGGAAAAGAACAUGGUUAUGUUCCCAUCCCUAGCAUAGGAAACGGAUAACCAGAUCUCCGCAGUGGGAAUGUGAAGUGUUUACUCCUGUGUGUAUAACUUAUCAGAACAGAAGUCAGUGUGAGACAGACUAGGAAAGCUCCACCUGUCUAAUGGUAUUCGACUGGGAGUUAAAUUCUAUGAAGAAUAUUAACUUUGUAAUAGAGAUUUAUUAUAUCACCCCUGUACUAGGCAGUCUUCUCUAGAACAAAAGAAUGUAUCUAUUAUUUGUUUGUGACCAUAUAUGAUAAAAAGGGAUUAUUUCAUAACAGAACAGGUGAUAUUUUAUAAUAUUAUUGCUAUUACAGGUUAGUUUCUGUGACAUGCACUAGGUAGUCCAGCAAUGCCCACAUGCACAUUGGAGACAGAGAUCCUGGAACCUGCUCAGUCCCACAGGCUGGCUGCCCCUGCAGUGACAAUCUGGCAGUGAAAGCCAGAAGGUCCUGGAGAGCUGGUGCUACUGAAUCCACAUCCUCUUGAUGCAGGUUCUGGGUCAGGGCUGCUCUCCACUGUGUGCAGAGAAGCUGCUUCUGCACAUCCAGAACCUGUGAUGGGAGGAGAAUGAACUCCCACAUGUUUCCUCUGGCUCAACAUGGGCACUUUUGCACAAGUGCACUAGCACACACACACAGACACAGACACACACACACACACACACACACACACACACACACACACACAUGACACAUAUGCACAGUGAUAACAAAAAAUAAAAUAAGGACUCUAAGUAUGGAGAGUAUAAAAUGCAUAGUUCACUGUUGAAAACAAUUUUGUAGAAGCAGGGUCUCACUAUGUAGUUCAGGCUGGCCUGGAACUCAGAGAUUCACCUGCCUCUGCCUCCUCAGCAUCAGACCUAAAGGUAUGUGCCACCAUGCCUGACUGAUCCUUGCAUUUUUAGCUCUAAUAGUAUGUCAUUUAAAGUAUUAGAACCUUAAAAUUGACUAUUUCACUCACAUUAAUUUGUAAACUAUAGUGACAUUAAGUACAAUGGCAAUAUUCAAAUACCUCAGGUAUCACUAAAGGAAACCUGUAAUCACUAAUCAUUGGAAAUGGAAAUCGAGAACUAAUUGUUUAGUAGAAGUCUUUGGUAACUGUAACAGGCCCCAGACCUUAGCACAACUGACUCCAUGAUAGAACUGCCAUUGAGGCUGUAAAACUCAGCACAUAGACAGCACUACCUGCCCAAACUAAAACAAAGGCCUGAUCUAUUCAAGCCCAGAGUUAAGGGAAAGUCUCUGAAUGUACUAACCUUGCCUUUUGUCUUCUGUAGUUCCACUUCUGGCUAACUGUUCUUGUUAACUGACAUCGAUCCAGACAUUGUUUCUGUGCUUAAAAGCUCUACCUGAGAAAGGUUCAGUGCUACACUGGGAUCGCAAAUACCCAAUGUAGUUGUGACCAACUAAUAAAGUGUUUUUAUUGACUUAAA